Corvus hawaiiensis (hawaiian crow) is the source of this 6482-nucleotide messenger RNA. It is a transcript of the gene SEC14L5, whose product is annotated as SEC14 like lipid binding 5. The transcript is spliced from 19 exons. The record is from RefSeq and is a predicted model, not a curated record. Gene Ontology annotation, cellular component: cytoplasm. The coding region runs from base 488 to 2641 and encodes 717 amino acids. NCBI's taxonomy places the organism in Eukaryota, Metazoa, Chordata, Aves, Passeriformes, Corvidae.
GAAUUUCAGUCAUAAUCCUGUGGGAUCAGGGAGGGAGCCGGUGAAGACCCGGGCGGUGGGCUCGGGCUGGCCGGGGAUCUCUUCAGGUCAAGGACAAAAGACAGCGGUUUUAAAGUUGUCAGGAAUUCUAGCAGGAGUCUCUGUUGCUUUGAGAAGCACAAUGACAGUCUCACAGCUCUAUUUGGAGAAGAGGGUGUAGAAGGUCUGCUGCCACUGCACUCUCCCGAGGUUCUCUCUGCAUUGACUGGCUUGGCGUGGACUGGCUUUUAGCACCAGUGAGACUGAGAGAUCCAGCGAGUCCUGACCUUUGCUCCUGGGGUAAUGUGAUCCUCUGCAGAGGAACUGUCUGAUCGCUGGACCCUAUUUCUCCAAAAAUCCCCCAUUCUCAGUGAGCUAAAACAACUGAAUCCUACUUUGUGCACAAAAGCAUUUAAAACACCGCGAUAUGGGAAGCUGUGGAAGCUUUCAAUGAGAAAAAUUUUGCCUAAUGAUUACAGAUAUAAGGUGUGUGGUAAAAAUGGUGCAGAAAUACCAGUCCCCAGUUCGAGUCUACAAAUACCCUUUUGAGCUCGUCAUGGCAGCCUAUGAGAAGCGCUUUCCAACAUGCCCAGAGAUCCCAGUCUUCCUGGGGAGUGAAAUCCUGCACGAAUCCAGGAGUGAGGACGGAGCCAUCCAUGUCAUUGAGCGGAGCUGCAAGCUGAAUGUGGAUGCUCCCCGGCUGCUGAAGAAGAUUGCAGGGGUAGAGUAUGUCUUCUUCAUCCAGAAGAACACUGUGAACUGGAGAGAGAGAACGCUCCGCAUCGAAGCCCACAACGAGACCUUUGCCAACCGUGUCGUGGUCAGGGAGACCUGCAGCUACUCAGUCCACCCUGAGAACGAGGAGUGGACGUGCUUUGAGCAGUCGGCCUCUCUCGACAUCAAGUCCUUUUUUGGCUUCGAAAGCACAGUGGAAAAGAUUGCCAUGAAGCAGUACACUUCCAACAUCAAACGGGGCAAGGAGGUGAUUGAGCACUACCUGAAGGAGCUGAUCUCCCAAGGGAUCACGUUCAUCCCUCGCUGGAGCCCUCCCGCGGCGAAGGAUGAGCGAGCCCCGGCUGUGGGACCGGACCCUGGUGACAUCCUGCUGGAUUCUGGGGCUGCUGGCACCAGCAGGGAGCAGGCUGAGAGCCCCUGCCCUCCCUCAGAGGCUGCCAGCCCUGACGCUGACAAACUGGACGCUGAUUACAUCGAGCGCUACCUGGGCCAGCUCACCCCGAUGCAGGAGAGCUGCCUGAUCCGCCUGCGCCAGUGGCUCCAGGAGACUCACAAGGGAAAGAUCCCCAAGGAUGAGCACAUCCUGCGGUUCCUGCGUGCCCGUGACUUCAACAUCGACAAGGCACGGGAGAUGCUGUGCCAGUCGCUGUCCUGGCGCAAGCAGUACCAGGUGGAUUUCAUCCUGCAGUCCUGGAGACCCCCGGCCCUGCUGGAGGAGUACUACACCGGGGGGUGGCACUACCAGGACAAAGAUGGGCGGCCGCUCUACAUCCUCCGCCUUGGCCAGAUGGACACCAAGGGUUUGGUGAAGGCCCUGGGAGAGGAGUCCCUGCUGCGACACGUUCUGUCCAUUAACGAGGAAGGACAGAAGAGAUGUGAGGAAAACACCAACAUCUUUGGCCGCCCCAUCACAUCCUGGACUUGCCUGGUGGACUUGGAAGGGCUCAAUAUGAGGCAUCUCUGGCGGCCUGGGGUGAAGGCCCUGCUCAGGAUCAUUGAGGUGGUGGAGGACAACUACCCCGAGACCCUGGGGAGGCUCCUGAUCGUGAGAGCACCACGGGUCUUCCCCGUGCUCUGGACCCUGGUCAGUCCCUUUAUCAAUGAGAACACACGGCAGAAGUUCCUCAUCUACAGUGGUAAUAACUACCAGGGCUCAGGAGGGCUGGUGGACUAUGUGGACAAGGACGUGAUCCCAGACUUCCUGGGAGGAGACUGCAUGUGCACUGUCCCAGAAGGGGGGCUCGUCCCCAAGUCCCUUUAUCAAACCGAGGACGAACCGGAGAACUCGGAUCACAUCCGGCUGUGGACAGAAACCAUCUACCACUCUGCAAGUGUCCUCAGAGGAGCCCCCCACGAGAUACUCGUGGAGAUCCUGGAAGGGGAAUCUGUCAUCACCUGGGACUUUGACAUACUGAAGGGAGACGUGGUUUUCAGCCUCUUUCACUCCAAACGAGCUCCUGAGCCAAGUCACAAAGAAGCUGCGUCACCAAGCCCGUCUGCUGCAGGGGACAAUGUGCAGCUCAUCGACAAGACCUGGGUGCUGGGGGUGGAUUACAGCCGGGUGGAGUCCCCUCUGGUCUGCAGGGAAGGAGAGAGCAUCCAGGGGUCCCAUAUCACACGCUGGCCUGGCUUUUACAUCCUGCAGUGGAGGAUGCACGGGCCCCUGCCCUGCUCCAGCUCCAGCCUCCCCCGUGUGGACGAUGUCCUGGCCUCCCUGCAGGGCUCCAGCCACAGGUGCAAGCUCAUCUACUACUACGAGGUGCUGGCCUCCAAGGACUUCAGGGGAUCCAUGUCGAGCCUGGAAUCUUGCAACAGCGGCUUUUCCCAGCUGAGUGGAGUCACCACAUCUUCCAGCCAGUCCCAGAGCAGCUCCCACCUUUCCAGAUAGCAGAGCCAAGGCUACAGCAGCAGGGGGAGACCCCCCGGGUCUGCUCCAGCCCCAAACCAAAGAGCUCCAGGGCUGAGCCGUGGGGCAGUCAAUUGGACACACAGAGGCCUCUGGGAGCUGCUUCAGCCACAAAAACUGAAAUUCCAAGGGCAGGUUUAGGAGGUUUGGGCCAGCUGCCUGCCUCUCAGUAGUCUCCUUCACCACCUGUGGAUUUUGGGUGCCUGUGAGUUUGCAGGAAUCCGUUCCACUCUGCUCCAAAGGGCUCUUCCCAUCGGUCCUUUUCCCGCAGAGGAGGCUGAUGUUGCCUUACCUGUUGGACCUUUAGAUAAUUCCUGGGUAGCAAAAGGAAGGGAAUUUCCUGGGUGCCCACGGGGUACUGGUUCCACACUGGACAGUCAAGUGGGCAUUCCAGGGGCAGGGAAGGAACUGCCAACACCUGGGUAUGGGUAGGACGGUUCAGAAAUCACUUCCAGGUCAAACCAAAAACCUCUUCUGGUCUGGCAGGAUGCUCUGGGAAAUGUGUUGGAUUUUUUUAACCCUGCUGAGAAACAAAGUCAAAAUGGUUUUUUUAGAAAUUCCAGGCGUUGAAUCUGCCUGCAGCAAGUGGCAUCUUCCAAACUAUUGUUUCUUUUUACUCAGGUUUACAGCAAUAAUGAGUAGGUCUGUCCCAUUCCUGAGUGAAUGGGAACUGAAUCCAGUUCUAAAGGGCUACGAAAAGCAAUAUUUGAUUUCCUGAAGGCACAAGAUUUUCUGGCAGUAUUACAGACUUGCUUCUUUUAAACAUGAGCUCACUUGAAACCUUUCAGAGAGGCAUGUAUGUAUGUAAGCACUUACUGAAGCCUAUUUAUUCUAUACUAGCUUAUUUUAAAUUGUUUUUUAACUUAUUUAUAAUGUCAGAAAUGACUAUUUAUUAAAAGUCACCUUUUUUUAAUGGGAUGAAUUUUGUUUAAGAAAGGAAUAACUGCUUGUCUUCAAUCCCAAGCAAUCUUUCUGCUUGGGUGCCGAUCUUUGGGAUCGCUGAUGUUCCUGCAAAAGGGCUGCACUGGGGUAAGGGCUGUGUCACCUUCCUUGCAAGGAAAGGUGACAGUCCAAUGCUUUUUUUGGACUGUUUUUUAGGAUUAAGAAACAGGGAUUGAGUUCAGGAGUUGUCAUGAAGAUGCACUCUCUUCCUACACACCAAAAAUGCCAUGUUUGUCCCUAAUCUGAUUGUUCCUCCAGUCAGGUUGGGGAGCAAAGUUAUCCAUGUUCUUGUCCAGGUGGCAACAGAAUGAGAACAGGUGUCAAAUACUCACCAGGUUUUUAUUCAGGAAUCUGUGAAGUUGUUCCUUCCCACCCUGCUUUUUUUAUCACUGGUUUUGAAGCACCAGGCUCUGCCAAAGGAGGAAAGAGCCAAAAUAUUUGGGACAAUGGGAGGCAAAACUUGAUACGGUUUUGAGUUGUUUGGUGGGGUUUUUUAAGGAUUGGAGCCAAGGGAAUCACUCUCCACCUUGCAUCUCUCCCUGUGAACAGGUAACUUGGUUAUGUAGAGCUCAGGGAAGUUCUGAUUCCCAGUUCUCAGUUGUUCCAUAGACUUGAAUGUUUCUCCCAGACAAAUGAAACUUCUGUCUCUGGCAUUUCAGCGUAACUGGAGUCUGAUAAAGAGGGACAAAUACCACCUUUCCUCUGGAAGGUCAGGAAUUCUGGAAGCAAAAGUGCAUGUGUGUAUCCCUCAUGGAAAAUCCUUGACCCACAAUAAAAUCUGAUUCUAGAAACAGUUUCAGACUCCCAAAGCCCCAGGAGCAAACCCAGCCCUGUCCCCCCUGUGCUGUUUCAGGAUUUUACCUUCCUUUCUCUCGUGGUUGCUCACGUCCUACAGUGGCAACAUUCCUGUUCCCUGGGUUUGCUCUGGGUAAGAAUCUCUUCCUUUGCCUUGGACUUUUUUUUAGAUUUUAUUUUAAAAUGUGGGACAUGUUUUUUUCUGCCCAUCAGAAGUUUUGGGUGUUUAACUUUUGUCAGGGAAGCACCUGGAAUUUGGCCUCUGGCAGGUCUCUGAAGGGUGAGGUGAAGGGCUGCUUCCACAGAGUGUUCCUGGCUCUGGGGAUAUCCCAAUCCCAGUUUUUCCCCUUGUUCCCUGGCAGUACCACUCCUCUGCCCAUAAGAGAUUGUGGCACAGGUCUGUGAAGCAGCUUGUGACCUCUCCUUGGCAGGGCUGCCUGGGUUAUUCCACCUGACAAUUUACUUUGAAACCAAUUUAAAUAAUCCAAUCUUUUUUCCCUUUUUCUCCUGAAUGUUAACAGGAGAAAGGGAGCAACACCUUUUUAAACCUGACCUUGUGAACUGCAGAGACCAGAGACACAGAAUUCUUCUACAUCACCUUUUUCCCCCUCAAAUGACAUCAGUGUGCUUUAGAAAACAAACCCACAGUUUUCUUCACAGUGAGCUGAGUCUGGGAGGGGUUCUGGAUCCUCUAAAAUCUCCUAAGCCAGAGCCUUGGGAAAUGGCCUCAUUUUGGGUGCUGACAGUGAUGCAGCAAAGCCCUCCCUGCUCCCUCCCCAGCAGCUGCUCUGCAGCGAGGCCAAGGAGCUCGGGCUGUGUGCAGGGAACGAGCUGCUCCUGAAGAACCGGCUCCCAGGAGCUCGGGGCUCUCCCCGUUCCAGAUACUCCGUAUGCAAACACAACUCCUACCUCAGAGCCGGUGCCACGUCUCACGGCUGGGAGGGGAAUGCUGUGCCACAGUUCAGUUAAAUGUGGCCAGACGGGAAACCUUCAUUCUCAGCAAGCUCUCCAGGUUUGCCCCAGUCCCUGGGGCCCGUCCCAGGGCUGGGAAGGGCAAACACGGGGCGUGAGGAUGGAUGUCGGAUGGCCUCAGCCGUCGUUCAGGGCACAGUCCUGAGCCAAUUUUUGCUGCCUCUCCGGUGUGAAAAGGGCUUUUCCCCGCUGAAGGAGAGAGAAGGGCUGAGCCCCCGGGGCACCGGGCCGGCUGCAGCUCGGCAGGAGCAGCAGCAGCGGGGCCGGGGCCGCGCCGUGAGCCGGCACCGGGGGCUCUCCCACGAGGCUCCUCAGCAGCUCUGCUGUUCCUCAGCUCCUGGACUCGCUGUUGGAAAGAGAAUUCCCGACUGGCACCAGGGAAUCCUGAGUGACUGAGCUGCGGCCGUGUUCCUCUGCUCAGCCAGCUCGGUUCUGGCCGCUUCCUUUCAGGAACUUCGAGUAACAAUUUCUAAUUCCAGUUUGGUUUAUUAUCUAAAGAUUUUGAAAAUGCCAUAAUCCACUUGCAAUUCCCAGGAGGAAUUGGUGAGCCCAGCUGUCCACCACACUGGGCUGAGAAGCUGCUGGGGCUGAGGCCAGCCCUGCUCCAUGCAGGGAAUCCCUCAUCUCAAAAGGCAUUUUACGAGCUCACACUGCUUUAAUAUCCCAAAUGUUUGUACUGUGAGCAAUUAAUGCAAGGUAGAGACUUAACUGACAGCAGCUGUCAAAGAUUCCUGCAUGCAAUUAGCUUUAAUAUUCCUCCAACACCUUUGUGAUGCUCCUUACAUCUGAUUAUUUCUCUCUUGGAAGGUGAAAUUGGAGUCAAGUCACGUUUGCUGGCUUUUAGUGACACCAACACCCACUUCCAAGCUUUCAGUUACACGUAAGUUAAAUGGGCAUUAAUUAAUUUUUUUAGCAAGCACUUACAUUCUCUCCCUUGCAGCUGGCUUUGGUUUUACACACUGAGAUCUCAUUUUUCUCAGCCAAAACCCCCAAACCUCCUGUAAGAGCCCACCACAGAGCGCUGUAACAACAACUGUCCUCCAGUGACCCUGUCUGUGGGUCCUGGUAGAGCUGUACUUUUGGGUAUGUUGGAAAUAAAACAUCUCUGAGAACA